Myotis myotis is the source of this 2078-nucleotide messenger RNA. It is a transcript of the gene LRRC38, whose product is annotated as leucine rich repeat containing 38. The record is from RefSeq and is a predicted model, not a curated record. Lineage: Eukaryota; Metazoa; Chordata; Mammalia; Chiroptera; Vespertilionidae. Gene Ontology annotation, cellular component: voltage-gated potassium channel complex. The transcript has 2 exons. Gene Ontology annotation, molecular function: voltage-gated potassium channel activity; transmembrane transporter binding; potassium channel activator activity. Bases 78 to 974 code for a protein of 298 amino acids.
CCCGGCCGCCCUCCGGCUCCCAGCGCCCUGCCCUCCCGAGAGCCGGUCCGCGUCGCCGCGGCUCGCGCGGGUCAGCCAUGCGCCCCCGCACCGCCCCCCGCGCCCCCGCGGGACCCGCCGCCGCGCUCGGGCUCUGCAGCCUCCUGCUGCUGCUCCGGCCCGGCCGCGCCUGCCCCGCGGGCUGCGCCUGCCCCUACCCGCACACCGUGGACUGCCGCGGCCGCGGGCUGCCCAGCGUGCCCGACCCCUUCCCGCUGGACGUGCGCAAGCUGCUGGUGGCCGGCAACCGCAUCCAGCGCAUCCCCGAGGACUUCUUCAUCUUCCACGGCGACCUGGUCUACCUGGACUUCAGGAACAACUCGCUGCGCUCGCUGGAGGAGGGCACGUUCCGCGGCUCGGCCAAGCUCGCCUUCCUCGACCUCAGCUACAACAACCUGACCCAGCUGGGCGCCGGCGCCUUCCGCUCGGCCGGGAGGCUGGUCCGGCUGAGCCUGGCCAACAACCGCCUGGAGGGCGUGCACGAGGCGGCCUUCGAGACCCUGGAGUCGCUGCAGGUGCUGGAGCUCAACGACAACGACCUGCGCAGCCUCAGCGUGGCCGCCCUGGCCGCGCUGCCCGCGCUGCGCUCCCUGCGCCUGGACGGCAACCCCUGGCUCUGCGACUGCGACUUCGCCCACCUCUUCACCUGGAUCCAGGAGAACGCGUCCAAGCUGCCCAAAGGCCUCGAUGAAAUCCAGUGCUCCCUGCCCCCCGAGAACAGGAGGGUGUUCCUGCGCCAGCUGUCGGAGGCCAGCUUCAGCGAGUGCAGGUUCAGCCUCUCGCUCACAGACCUGUUCAUCAUCAUCUUCUCGGGCGUGGCCGUGUCCAUCGCCGCCAUCAUCUCCAGCUUCUUCCUGGCCACCGUGGUGCAGUGCUUCCAGAGGUGCACCCCCAACAAGGACGCCGAGGAGGAGGACGAGGAUGAGGACGACUGAGCCACCCCUCCCGUUCCUCGCUUUCCAGAACCCAUGCUCGUGGCUCCCCUUGGAGGAGAGAGGGAAAUGCUGAGACCCACACGGUCAGUGCCCUGAGCCGCCCAGAAUGGUGCCUGUUCCACACCUGGGACCCGGGGGCGCACCGGGUGGGACCUCCGACCUCAGAGCAUAGAAUCCACAGCUCAAGGAGCUCAGGAAGGCUUCCUGGAGGAGGGGCUGCCGCUCAGCGUGGGGUGUGCGUCAGGAGAUGAUGGAGUCGGGCUUCACAGCCGCUGGUGGGAAUCCAGCCCAGGGGACACGAGACGUGCAGUGCUUGCCCACAACGAUGACUUUGUGACAUCCACGGCUCUGGCUUGGCCUGGGCCGCCAUGAUGCACCUCCUUCCUCCCAGGAGGCGGCUGCUCAGACAGUGGGGGUCGGGGUUUAGGUCCCUCUACCCCGUUUGGCUAACAUGGCACUGAGGAGAAAGCCAAGAACUGGCCGGAGUGUGUUUGUUGUUCCAUUUUGGUUGGGAAAACUUUUGUGGACAGAAACCAAACCUUGAUCCUUAUCCCCGUGAGGCAGCGACCCACGGAGCAAGGACAGUCGCUUUGAACAGUCCUGAUGGGCUCUGCUCAGAGUCACUCUUCCCUCUGGCGUUGUUUCCCCUCCUCGUCCCCAGACCUGUCCCUGAGUCGCUCCCCAGCGUUCCCCCUGCUGGCACUGCUCCAGACUUGCCAGCUCCAGAAUUUGCGCAGAAACCUUCCCAGAGGCCAGGCUUCAGAGAGCAGGAGGCAUCGGACCCACAAAAUGGUAAAGACAUGAAACGAACGAACUGGGACUCGGCCUCUGAAACCCUCCCCCCGCGGCCUCAGGCUGUGUGUGAUGUGUUUUUGGAGCCCAGGCCGUGGCAGGCAGUGAUUCCCAGCGCGGGGAAUGCAGCGUUUUGGUUCUGAGGUAGCACGACACCAGCAGUGUCAUGGGCCCAGCGGGGUAAUGCGAGGCGACACGCAUUAGCAGCUCCGGGCCUUGUGGGGACUGACAGGGGGGGCUCACGAGAAGCUCUGGGAUGUUUCUGGGCAUCACGCCUCCAUUAUUUCUCACAAUACACUCCUUACGUGACUC